AUGAUAACAGGAGAUGAAAUAUUCCGCAUUUCUGCUCCACCAAUGAGUAUAGGAGAAGGUGCUUCAAUGGAUUCCACUUCUGCACCUUCAGCUUCAAUUUGGCUCGAGAAUAUAAUGACGUCCCUCAAAGAAACAGCAAAGAAUUCUUAUAGUCAGAUAAUUUCGUUUCUUUCCACCGUCAUAAUGAAGAUCAAAGAUGCUGGAAAAGUCUUCGCUGCAAUAAUAGGGAGCAUUGAGGAUGAUACCCAAAAAGAAGCUAUGAACAUAUGUUACAGCUUGUUCACUUGGUUGCUUAGCAUACUCUUCACCUUGAAGAUCACAGAUACAGGAAAGGCCUCCUCCUCAGCAAACGACUCUGUUAUGAAGGCCAUGGUUCUCAUCAAAUCAGUUUCGUCUCUGACAACGUUAUCGGCAACGUUGUCUCAAAUGCAUAAGAGAAACCCAGCCCCACUCCUCCUCAUGCUGCUCCUUGAGAGUAUAGCUUCUAUUUUAGCUCUGAGCGUGAUUUCAAGGCUCGUUCUGUGGAUCUGCGUGUUCCUAUGGCUCUGUAUUUUUGUGUUGUUUGGGUAUUGCUGUCAUACAGAGCUCAAAGAACUGAUCCUACAAAUCAAGACAUGGACUGGGUUCGCAACCCCUGAAGAUGGAUCCUUACCGACUGUUGCAUAG
Messenger RNA from Prosopis cineraria, 666 nucleotides. RefSeq lists its product as uncharacterized. The transcript has 3 exons. Lineage: Eukaryota; Viridiplantae; Streptophyta; Magnoliopsida; Fabales; Fabaceae. Bases 1 to 666 code for a protein of 221 amino acids. The record is from RefSeq and is a predicted model, not a curated record.